Galendromus occidentalis (western predatory mite) is the source of this 843-nucleotide messenger RNA. RefSeq names its product 2-acylglycerol O-acyltransferase 2-like. The coding region runs from base 1 to 843 and encodes 280 amino acids. Lineage: Eukaryota; Metazoa; Arthropoda; Arachnida; Mesostigmata; Phytoseiidae. Gene Ontology annotation, molecular function: diacylglycerol O-acyltransferase activity. Gene Ontology annotation, cellular component: endoplasmic reticulum membrane. The record is from RefSeq and is a predicted model, not a curated record. Gene Ontology annotation, biological process: triglyceride biosynthetic process. The transcript is spliced from 6 exons.
AUGUAUGUCUAUUUCGUCAGCGGCAUUACGGGAUACUAUGUGCUGAUCUAUUCUCUGUGGACAAGAUUUUGGUUUUUGACGCUCGCUUACGUGCUGUGGGUGAUAUACGACAAUCUCAGCUUACCGAGAGUCCAUCGAUACGAUCCGAAGAAGACAUACAUUUGCGGCUAUCAUCCACAUGGAGUCAUGCCGAAUGGAGCCGUUCUCGGUGUGUUGAGUAACGGUCUGAACAUUGACCAGAAACUCCCCGGUAUAAAAGCCUCGCUAUGCUCACUCGGACUCAUUCAUUGGUCGCCCAUAAUGCGCGAAGUCGGCUUGCUGCUCGGCUGUGUGAACGUGGAUCGCGCCACGAUCCGCCACCUGCUGAAAAGACCGGGCCGCAUGCUUCUCAUCGCGAUCGGUGGCGCCGCCGAGUCAUUGGAAGUUGAAAAUAGCAGAUAUCGACUGAUAUUGCGACAUCGGAAAGGCUUCGUGAGGGAGGCCAUCAUCUCUGGGUCGUGUCUGGUGCCUAUUUUCAGUUUUGGAGAGAACGACGGACUUCCCAUCGUCAAGACUGCUCCCGGAAGUUUCGGGAGGAAGUGCCAAGACUUCUGCAAGUUUUGGACCAGAGCGACGAUUCCCUUGAUCAAGGGUCGUAGCGUCUUCGGUGUCCCGAUACCUAUCUUCCCAUUCAGAAAGCCCGUCAAUAUAGUCUUUGGGCCACCAAUCGAGGUUGCACAGGAUCCAAGCCCCAGGAACGAGCAGGUCGACGAAUUGCAUGGGCGAUAUAUGGAGGAGCUGCACCGACUUUUCGAAGCCAAUAAGGAUCGAUUCGAGCCACAAGCUACUCUAGAAUUCAUCUGA